Cicer arietinum (chickpea) is the source of this 922-nucleotide messenger RNA. Its product is annotated as sm-like protein LSM5. The record is from RefSeq and is a predicted model, not a curated record. Gene Ontology annotation, biological process: mRNA splicing, via spliceosome. Gene Ontology annotation, molecular function: RNA binding. Gene Ontology annotation, cellular component: U4/U6 x U5 tri-snRNP complex; Lsm1-7-Pat1 complex; U6 snRNP. Lineage: Eukaryota; Viridiplantae; Streptophyta; Magnoliopsida; Fabales; Fabaceae.
AGAAUAAAAAGAAAAGAUGGGAUCGAUUGAGAAACGUAAACACAUUUUAACCGUUAAAACUUAAAACCCUAAACACAACUCACGUUCAGAUCAGAAACACUCAACUCAAACUGACCGGAUAAAAACCAAAGGCUCGCCGGAAAACGCCGGAGGAUUUGGCCGCUGCCCACCAGCAACAGCGAUCAAAUUCAUUCUACAGGUUUUUGGAGAAAUUACCAAUUCAUCUACCAUGGCUAAUAAUCCAUCACAGCUUCUCCCAUCAGAGUUGAUUGACCGCUGUAUAGGUUCAAAAAUAUGGGUGAUAAUGAAAGGUGACAAGGAGCUUGUUGGUACUCUUAGAGGCUUUGAUGUUUAUGUUAACAUGGUCCUUGAAGAUGUCACUGAAUAUGAGAUCACUGCUGAGGGGAGAAGGAUAACUAAGCUUGAUCAGAUUUUACUCAAUGGAAACAACAUUGCCAUUUUGGUCCCUGGUGGUUCACCUGAUCCAGAAUGAAUAAUGGUACUUGGUUACACCUCUAUUUUGAACCCUUAGUCGAUGCACAAGGCACAUGAUUCCUAUAUUUGAAAGAGGAUUCUGAGGCAAGCUAGGUUUUUUUCUUCCGUAAGCUUGUUUUAAGGAUACAUGAUUGUAGUAGCUAUAAGACCUUAAUCAUCAUGUUGAAUUGUGGAUUGUCCCGUGUAACAAGCAAUGGUAUUGAUUACAGUUAACUCUGCACCUCUAUAUUCCCGUUUCUCUUCCAUUACUAUCAAAGUUCACCCGUGUCUACUAUGAGCUGAUUGUCAGCUAAUGCUUAAUUGGACUCCUUUCCCAAUUGAAUGUGGUACCUGUUAUAUAUUUGCUAAGAUUAGUGAAAGUUAUUUGCAUUGUAGUUAUUAAAGGUCAUCUUGCACUAAUGAUAAAAGGCUUCUCUUGUAUUGUCAA